AUGAUUUUCGCAGAAGUACGUCAUUCUUCAUGGGCCUCGAUUUUAAACGGAAUGACGGUGAUUUUCGCGUCGCUGAAUUCUUGCUUGAAUCCGGUGAUUUAUGCCUUUCUCAAGCCGAAUUUGCGGAAACACUUGAUUGGUGUAAUCCGGCACAGAGAAGUGAGCGGACAUGGGCUAUUCUCUCCACGACCGAGCAUUAGAAAAAGGAAAAAAGUUGACAUUGUUGUCAGUUCUGGACUUCGGGUGAUAACAAGUUUGUGA
Molecule: messenger RNA, 261 nt
Organism: Oikopleura dioica
Lineage: Eukaryota; Metazoa; Chordata; Appendicularia; Copelata; Oikopleuridae
Source: the annotation of a GenBank genome assembly